UAGCUACGGCGGAGAGCGAUACGGAAUAAUAUUUCUUGGUUAUAGAACACAUGGUAUAUUAUACAAUAUGACAGGAUCCCAAUACUGAAGGCUACUGGGAACUGGAGGUUCUCUCCCUGUAUUACAGUUCGAAAUGAAUGACAUCGACAUAAAUGUACCGCGAUGUUUUAUAGAAAGCGGAAGUAUGAGUCAUCUGUUGUUCGGAUAACAGGUGCUUAUGAAGAAUUGAAAUAUAGCGUAUUAGUAGCGAUUAGCUGUGAAUGAGCGGCGUCUUGACGUGCAGACGUGUGUGCACUUCGCUGCAUCCACUGUUAUCGGGCUAUCGGCCGCGGUCCGGUGUCGCACGCUUCGUGAAAUUAGUGUCAUCGUUUCAAAUAUUUAUUAAAAAAAUAGUGAGCUUCGAGGUUUAAUUACAAGUAUUAAUAAAUUUAGAAACAUUGUUUUAAAUAUAUUUAAAAAAAAAUUGUGUCGAUAAAGUGACAAAAAUUUUAAUUUUUCUAGUGAAGUUUUUUUUUAUUUUUAUAUUUAAAAAAAAAAGGAAUAAUGGUUCCAACAAUAAGAACGAGAUACUGAAGUAUUUACUUUGUAGAUUUUGAAUAAAUAAAAUAAUAAAGUAUGAUGUCAGCCCAAUCAAAUAUUGCGGACGAGCACGACGGCCAGUUCAACCUGGACGGUAUCCUGAGUGAGCUGGGCAGCUUCGGCAAGUACCAGCUGUUCCUGUUGCUGCUGCUUGCCUUCCGGGACUCAUUCCUUAACAUGUGCAAUUUCAAUUACGUGUUUACAGCAGCCGAGGUUCCUUUCAGAUGUCGUAUACCAGAAUGCGAGAUGUCAAUUCUGAGUCUCAACGCGUCAUGGGCUAAUUUCGCGACAUCCAAUGCUACGUGUCGUCGACCCGUGCUCGCUGCACCGCCAAACUUCACCUCCUGCGACUCGUGGACGUUUGAGAGCAAUCACACUGUCGAGUGCGAUGACGUGCUUUAUGAGAAUUACAACAGUAUCGUCGCUGAGUUUGAUUUGGGCUGCCAGCCGUGGAAGAGGACUUUGAUUGGAACCGUGCACAAUCUGGGACUAGUUUUUUCCUUCAUAGUUUCGGGAUUUAUAUCAGACAGAUAUGGCAGGAAAGUGAUAAUAGUUGGCACGCCACUAAUGGUCGGCGUUGCGGGUCUACUCAAGUCUUUCGCCUUUGAUUACUGGACCCUCCUCGUGCUGGAGUUCCUGGAAACCGCACUGGGAUAUGGCAACGCUUCGAUGGUUUUAUCUCUAGAGUCAGUAAGUCAGAAUAGCAGGGUAGCGUUUUCUUGUAUAUCGGACAUUUUAUCUAGUCUGGGUGGAGCAUUCUUCGGACUCAUCGCGUGGAAAAUUCCUUACUGGAGACAUAUGAUGCGCGCCAUUUAUGCACCGCUUUUAAUUGUGGUGUUCUACAUAUUUCUCGUCGACGAAGGAGUAAGAUGGCUUUUAGCUCAUAACAGAAAGGACGAAGCAGUCCGCGUGCUUAAUAAAGUAGCGAAAAUCAAUAAUAUUACACUUUCUAAUAAGGCUAAGGAAAUGCUAACAAAGAUAACAGAAGAGAAAAGUAAAGCAGACGAGGUUGAGCAGUCAUCUCCAUCAGAAAAUCUGCAAAUCUCAUCGGUCCUUCGAUCAAAAACUAUUCUCGUCCGAAUGGCAAUUAUGGCAGCUUGCUUGUUUUGGUGCAUGUUUGUGUAUAGUGGAGCCAUGAUCAACUCAACCACCAUUUCAGGCAGCAAAUAUCUUAACUUUUCUGCCAUGAUGCUAGUGUCGGUACCAACGAGAAUUAUUACAGCCUUAACAUUAACAAAGUUUGGUAGAAAAAUACCCAUUUGUGUUGCAUACUGUUUGUGUUCCAUGUUCUUUAUGGCGUCCGCUUUUGUGCCUCAAUCUAUCUGGUGGGCUUCUGUGAUUUUGUACAUGGCGGGUAAGAUGUGCAGUAGCUACGGUAUUUUCUCAUUACAAGUAGUGGCGAUGGAGUUAUUUCCAACUACGUCCCGUAACUCUCUGACAAAUAUCGUUACCACUGUCGGCCGGCUUGGCUCUGUGAUAGCUCCACAAACACCGUUAUUAGAACAGUUUAUGUCAGGUAUGCCUAGCGUGGUAUUUUCAUUAGCAGCGCUGGGCACAGCGCUGCUGGCACUCUUAUUGCCAGACACAAGUCGCAUGGCGCUGCCUGAGAGCAUCUGUGACGCUGAGCGCAUUAACGCCCCGAAUGACACCAAUCGUGAUGUAAGCAAUGCCUGAAAACUACUUUUCUAAAAGUAUAGUGAGUUUCAAUCCGCCUAUUUUAAGAGAAAGACUGUGAACUACGAAGAUCUGUAAACAGUAGUGUUAUUUUGCUUAACCAUGAUAACAAGAAGUAUAAUUUUAUUUAAUAAAUUUAUUUAUUAAGAUAAUGGUAAGUUUUUACUGUUUAUGUUAUAAUUGUGUACAAAAUAAUUAAACUAACGUCAAUGUAUGUAACGGCCAGGGCGCCUGGCAGGACAGUUUACAUGGCUUUUAGCAUAAAUAAGUAUUUUUAUUUUUCCUGGCAAAUCAACGGAUUAAAAAGUAUCCUAGUAUUAUAUAAUAUAAAAACAACAGUUGAGUGUGCUGACAAGAUUCCGUAAUUAUUUAACUAUAUGCAUAAAUUUGUAAAAAAAUAUCAAAAUUGUUCUGUAAGCAUUAAUAAAGUUUGAUUUUUUUU
Molecule: messenger RNA, 2695 nt
Organism: Nymphalis io (European peacock)
Lineage: Eukaryota; Metazoa; Arthropoda; Insecta; Lepidoptera; Nymphalidae
Product: solute carrier family 22 member 1-like
Exons: 11
Coding region: 616-2253 (545 amino acids)
Biological process (GO): transmembrane transport
Cellular component (GO): membrane
Molecular function (GO): transmembrane transporter activity
Source: RefSeq, a predicted model, not a curated record